CCUCCCCCGGCAGCCCAGGAGGCCGGGCCGCCCGGCGCCCAGACGGACGGAAGACCCGGUGCACGGACGGACGGACGCCGUCAGAUCGGAAUCAUGUGAGCCCCCUCCUAGAAAGGAGGAAUAAACGCGAGAGCUCGAAGGACCGGUUUCCUUUCCCACUUCCCCUCACGAUGGCACAGAGGAGGCCCCGGCCCCGGGCAGUGGCCUCGGCCGGCCGGCCACUAUCCCUGCUCUCCGUGGUCUGGGUGCUGCUCUCCCAUCGCCCGGCCGGCGCCGCUCCGUUCAGCACCUUCCACUCAGAGAACCGCGACUGGACCUUCAACCACCUGACCGUGCACCGAGACACGGGGGCGGUGUACGUGGGCGCCAUCAACCGCGUGUACAAACUGUCGGGGAACCUGACGGUCCAAGUGGCCCACAAGACCGGGCCCGAGGAGGACAACAAGUCCUGCUACCCGCCCCUGAUCGUCCAGCCGUGCAGCGAGGUCCUGACGCCGACCAAUAACGUGAACAAGCUGCUGCUCAUCGACUACUCGGAGAACCGCCUGCUGGCCUGCGGGAGCCUGUACCAGGGCGUCUGCAAACUCCUGCGUCUCGACGACCUCUUCAUCCUGGUGGAGCCUUCGCACAAGAAGGAGCACUACCUGUCCAGCGUGAACAAGACGGGCACCAUGUACGGCGUCAUCGUGCGCUCCGAGGGCGAGGACGGGAAGCUGUUCAUCGGCACGGCCGUGGACGGCAAGCAGGACUACUUCCCGACCCUGUCCAGCCGCAAGCUGCCCCGCGACCCCGAGUCCUCCGCCAUGCUAGACUACGAGCUGCACAGCGACUUCGUCUCCUCGCUCAUCAAGAUCCCCUCCGACACCCUGGCCCUGGUCUCCCACUUCGACAUCUUCUACAUCUACGGCUUCGCCAGCGGCGGCUUCGUCUACUUCCUCACCGUCCAGCCCGAGACCCCGGAGGGGGUGGCCGUCAACUCGGCCGGGGACCUGUUCUACACGUCCCGCAUCGUGCGGCUGUGCCAGGACGACCCCAAGUUCCACUCGUACGUGUCCCUGCCCUUGGGCUGCACCCGCGGCGCGGUCGAGUACCGCCUCCUACAGGCGGCCUACCUCGCCAAGCCCGGCGACACGCUGGCCCGGGCCCUGAACGUCAGCUCUCGGGACGACGUCCUCUUCGCCAUCUUCUCCAAGGGCCAGAAGCAGUACCACCAGCCGCCUGACGACUCGGCCCUCUGCGUCUUCCCCAUCCGGGCUGUCAACGGCCGGAUCAAGGAGCGUUUGCAGUCCUGCUACCAAGGGGAAGGCAAUCUGGAGCUCAACUGGCUGCUGGGGAAGGAUGUGCAGUGCACCAAGGCGCCGGUCCCCAUCGACGACAGUUUCUGUGGGCUGGACAUCAACCAGCCUUUGGGGGGCUCAUCUCCCGUGGAAGGCCUCACUCUGUUCACCUCCACCCGAGACCGUAUGACCUCGGUCGCCUCCUACGUCUACAACGGCUACAGUGUGAUCUUUGUGGGCACCAAGAGUGGCAAGCUCAAGAAGAUCCGGGCAGACGGCCCUCCCCAAGGCGGCGUCCAGUAUGAGGUGAUUUCCGUGUUCAAAGAUGGGAGCCCCAUCCUCCGAGACAUGGCCUUCUCUGUCAACCAGAAGUACCUGUACGUCAUGUCUGAGAGACAGGUCUCCAGGGUCCCGGUGGAGUCCUGCGAACAGUAUACGACGUGUGGGGAGUGUCUGAGCUCGGGAGACCCUCACUGCGGCUGGUGCUCCCUGCACAAUAUGUGCUCCAGGAAAGACAAGUGUGAACGGGCCCAGGAGCCAAACCGCUUUUCUGCAAGCAUCAGCCAGUGCAUGGACCUCACGGUACAUCCCAGCAGCAUCUCGGUCUCUGAGCACAGCCUCUUGCUCAGCCUUUCGGUCAGCGAUGCCCCAGACUUGUCUGCUGGGGUCACCUGCGCCUUCGGGAACUUGACAGAAGUGGAGGGGCAGGUGUCCGGGAGCCAGAUUGUCUGUUCCUCACCCGGGGCCAAGGACGUUCCUGCCAUUCCCAUGGACCAGGACUGGUUCGGGCUGGAGUUGCAGCUGAGGUCCAAGGAGACGGGGAAGAUGUUUGUCAGCACCGAAUUCAAGUUCUACAACUGCAGCGCCCACCAAUUGUGCCUGUCAUGUGUCAACAGUGCCUUCCGCUGCCAUUGGUGCAAAUAUCGCAACCUGUGCACCCACGACCCCACCACCUGCUCCUUCCAGGAGGGCCGGAUCAAUGUGUCUGAGGAUUGUCCACAGCUGGUGCCUGCUGAGGAGAUCCUCAUUCCCGUGGGAGAGGUGAAGCCCAUCACCCUGAAGGCCCGAAACCUGCCCCAGCCGCAGUCUGGCCAGCGUGGCUACGAGUGUGUCCUCAACAUCCAGGGGACGGUCCACCGCGUGCCGGCCUUGCGCUUCAACAGUUCCAGCGUCCAGUGCCAGAACAGCUCGUACCUGUACGACGGUAUGGAUAUCAGCAACCUGGCCGUGGAUUUUGCAGUGGUGUGGAAUGGGAAUUUCAUCAUUGACAACCCUGAGGAUCUGAAAGUCCAUCUGUACAAAUGUGCAGCCCAGCGGGAGAGCUGCGGGCUUUGCCUGAAGGCCGAUCGGAAGUUUGAGUGUGGCUGGUGCAGCGGAGAGGGAAAAUGCACCCUGCAGCAACACUGCUCCUCCCCCGCCAGCCCCUGGCUCGACUGGUCCAGCCGCAAGGUCAAGUGUGCCAACCCCCGCAUCACUGAGAUCCUGACUGUGUCAGGCCCUCCGGAAGGGGGCACGCGAGUGACCAUCCACGGCGUGAACCUGGGACUGGACUUCUCUGAGAUCGCCCAGCACGUGGAGGUGGCAGGGGUCCCCUGCGUGCCAAUCCCCGGGGAGUACGUCAUCGCGGAACAGAUCGUCUGUGAGAUGGGCCAGGCUCUCCCCGACCCGCGGUCCGGACCUGUGCGCCUGUGUAUUGGAGAGUGCAAGCCAGAGUUCACGGCCCGAUCUGCCCAGCAGUACACCUUCGUGAACCCGACGGUGAUGUCACUUGCCCCCAUUCGGGGUCCUGAGUCUGGAGGGACCACGGUAACCAUCACCGGUCGCUACCUCGGGGCCGGGAGUCGCGUGACUGUCUUCCUGGGGAACCAGACCUGCGAAUUCUAUAGGAGGUCCAUGAACGAGAUUGUGUGCGUGUCUCCACCUUCCGCCCACGGCCUGGGCCCCGUCCCCAUCUCUGUCAGCGUGGACCGAGCUCGGGUGGACAGCACCCUGCAGUUUGAAUACAUUGACGACCCCCGAGUCCAGCGCAUCGAGCCCGAGUGGAGCAUCGCCAGCGGCCACACCCCACUGACCAUCACAGGCUUCAACCUGGAUGUGAUUCAGGAGCCGAGGAUCCGCGUCAAAUUCAACGGCAAGGAAUCUGUCAACGUGUGUAAGGUGGUGAAUACCACCACCCUGACCUGCUUGGCCCCCUCCCUCACCGCAGAGUCCCGACCGGGCCUGGAUGCCGUGGAGAGGCCCGAUGAGUUUGGCUUUGUUUUCAACAAUGUGCAAUCCUUGCUGAUCUACAACGACACGAAGUUUAUCUACUACCCCAAUCCGACCUUUGAACUGCUCAGUCCCUCCGGGGUUCUGGACCAGAAACCAGGGUCUCCCAUCAUCCUGAAGGGCAAGAACCUGUGUCCCCCAGCCUCCGGGGGUGCCAAGCUCAACUACACAGUGUUGAUCGGAGAGACUCCAUGUGCCGUAACCGUGUCGGAGACGCAACUCCUCUGUGAACCCCCAAACCUGACCGGGCAGCACAAGGUCAUGGUGCACGUGGGCGGCGUGGUGUUCUCUCCGGGCUCGGUCAGCGUGGUCUCAGACAGUCUGCUGACCCUGCCGGCCAUUGUCAGCAUCGCCGCCGGGGGAAGCCUCCUGCUCAUCAUCGUCAUCAUCGUGCUCAUCGCCUAUAAGCGCAAGUCUCGUGAGAAUGACCUCACCCUGAAGAGGCUCCAGAUGCAGAUGGACAACCUGGAGUCCCGAGUGGCCCUCGAAUGCAAGGAGGCCUUUGCUGAACUGCAGACAGACAUCAAUGAACUGACCAGUGACCUGGACCGCUCAGGGAUCCCGUACCUGGACUACCGCACCUACGCCAUGCGGGUGUUGUUCCCAGGCAUUGAGGAUCACCCUGUCUUGCGGGAGCUGGAGGUCCAGGGGAACGGGCAGCAACAGGUGGAGAAAGCCCUGAAGCUGUUCGCCCAGCUCAUCAACAACAAGGUGUUCCUGCUGACCUUCAUCCGCACCCUGGAAUCCCAGCGCAGCUUCUCCAUGCGGGACCGCGGGAACGUGGCCUCGCUCAUCAUGACCGGCCUGCAGGGCAAGCUUGAGUAUGCCACCGACGUGCUCAAGCAGCUGCUCGCAGACCUCAUCGACAAGAAUCUGGAGAACAAGAACCACCCCAAGCUGCUGCUGCGCAGGACUGAGUCGGUGGCCGAGAAGAUGCUGACAAACUGGUUUGCCUUUCUUCUGCACAAGUUCUUGAAGGAGUGUGCUGGGGAGCCUCUCUUCAUGCUGUACUGCGCCAUCAAGCAGCAGAUGGAGAAGGGCCCCAUCGACGCCAUCACGGGCGAGGCCCGCUACUCCCUGAGCGAGGACAAGCUCAUCCGCCAGCAAAUUGACUACAAAACCCUGAUCCUGAACUGUGUGAACCCAGACAAUGAGAACAGCCCUGAGAUCCCAGUCAAGGUGCUCAACUGUGACACUGUCACCCAGGUCAAGGAAAAGAUCCUGGACGCCGUCUACAAAAACGUCCCCUACUCCCAGCGGCCCCGGGCUGUCGACAUGGACUUGGAGUGGCGCCAGGGCCGGAUCGCGCGGGUGGUGUUGCAGGAUGAGGACAUCACCACCAAGAUCGAGGGGGACUGGAAGCGACUCAACACCUUAAUGCAUUAUCAGGUGUCUGACCGCUCAGUGGUGGCCCUGGUCCCGAAGCAGACCUCCUCUUACAACAUCCCUGCCUCCGCCAGCAUCUCCCGAACCUCCAUCAGCCGAUACGACUCAUCGUUCAGGUACACGGGCAGCCCGGACAGCCUCCGCUCCCGCGCCCCCAUGAUCACCCCUGACCUGGAGAGCGGCGUCAAGCUCUGGCACCUGGUGAAGAACCACGACCACGGGGACCAGAAGGAGGGGGACCGGGGCAGCAAGAUGGUGUCCGAGAUCUACCUGACCCGGCUGCUGGCCACCAAGGGAACGCUGCAGAAGUUUGUCGACGAUCUGUUCGAGACCCUGUUCAGCACCGUGCACCGGGGUAGCGCCCUCCCACUGGCCAUCAAAUACAUGUUUGACUUCCUGGACGAGCAGGCCGACAGGCACAGUAUCCAUGACACGGAUGUGCGGCACACCUGGAAGAGCAACUGCCUCCCUCUCCGGUUUUGGGUCAACGUCAUCAAGAAUCCCCAGUUCGUGUUCGACAUCCACAAGGGUAGCAUCACGGAUGCCUGCCUGUCGGUGGUGGCCCAGACCUUCAUGGACUCCUGCUCCACCUCAGAGCACCGGCUGGGCAAGGACUCCCCCUCCAACAAGCUGCUCUAUGCCAAGGACAUCCCCAGCUAUAAGGCCUGGGUGGAGAGGUACUACGCGGACAUCGCCAAGCUCCCGGCCAUCAGCGACCAGGACAUGAACGCUUACCUGGCGGAGCAAUCACGGCUGCACGCCGUUGAGUUCAACAUGCUGAGCGCCCUCAACGAGAUCUAUUCCUACAUCAGCAAGUACAGCGAAGAAAUCAUUGCAGCCCUGGAGCAGGACGAUCAGGCACGGAGGCAGCGCCUGGCAUACAAGGUGGAGCAGCUGAUCAGUGCCAUGUCUAUCGAGAGCUGAGAGGAAGAGCCAGGAGCUCCCUAAGAGGAGGAAAGACCCGUCGGCGCUGAGACUCUGGGGAACGCGGAGCCAAGGACCGGGGAAGGGAGGCAACGGCCAGGACCUUGCAGCCCCCGUUCCCAAGAUCCCAUCCCGGGGCCACGGAGUGGGGAGAGAGGGAGCCCCUUCCCUCCCCAUCACCGCCCGCCGCCACCGCUCACCGGGACUCUGGCGUCCAGGUCCUGCCGGGAUGACCCGCGUCUUCAGCCGAGGAGAGAGACGCAAGGAAAAAGUCAUUCUUCCAGCCGGGAGGCCGGAGCUGGGGGCACAGCCUCUGGGACUGCUGCUUUGCAUGAAAGGUCAUUUGUUGUAUAUUAGAAAAUGAUGAAACUUUAUUUAAUUUUUUUUUAAGAAAAAAGGGGUAAACAGAACCCGGAAAUAAAACAACAAAGAAGUCACUCUGGGAAUCCAGUCCCGAUUUUUUUUUUAAUAUCAUUCCAAUUUUUUUUUCUUUCCCUGUCAACCCCCUCCUGACUUCUUCCUGAAAGCCCCAGCACUGUUGGCAGGCGGGGCAGUCAGCAAACGGACUCAGGACUCGAUUGGAAAUGUCCCAGAAGUUAAGUACUAUUCUCCCUUGGACGGUGAGAAAAUAGCCAGAAUGAAAAAAGGAAGAAGAAGAAGACAAAGAAUGAACACAAGUUUGCACCAAACCUUUUUUUCACAGAAAUGGAUGGAUACCGGCCAGUGGCUGCCCACUGAAUCAUCCUACCUGUUGGAUUUGAAAUCCAGCUUCACACACACCACCCCGUCUGAGUCGCCUCUGUGGAGAACCUGGAUCUUUCAAUGACAAUGAGCCAUUUUGGUACCGGUUUUUCACUCCUGUGUCUGAACACCAAGAUCUUGAAGUUGA
Ornithorhynchus anatinus (platypus) is the source of this 6744-nucleotide messenger RNA. It is a transcript of the gene PLXNA2, whose product is annotated as plexin A2. The record is from RefSeq and is a predicted model, not a curated record. Lineage: Eukaryota; Metazoa; Chordata; Mammalia; Monotremata; Ornithorhynchidae. The transcript is spliced from 32 exons. Gene Ontology annotation, biological process: semaphorin-plexin signaling pathway involved in axon guidance; positive regulation of axonogenesis; regulation of cell migration. Gene Ontology annotation, molecular function: semaphorin receptor activity; protein binding. Bases 171 to 5855 code for a protein of 1894 amino acids. Gene Ontology annotation, cellular component: semaphorin receptor complex.